Acytostelium subglobosum LB1 is the source of this 1920-nucleotide messenger RNA. RefSeq lists its product as hypothetical. The transcript is spliced from 3 exons. Gene Ontology annotation, molecular function: metalloendopeptidase activity. NCBI's taxonomy places the organism in Eukaryota, Evosea, Eumycetozoa, Acytosteliales, Acytosteliaceae. The record is from RefSeq and is a predicted model, not a curated record. The coding region runs from base 1 to 1920 and encodes 639 amino acids.
AUGGUCAAGAAGACUGUAAUAAUAACCAUUUCAGUGGUUGUCGCUUUGAUUGUGGUGGCCGCCAUUGUGAUCCCAACUGCCAUCAUCCUAACAAGGAACAAUGGUGAACCAGGUCCAAGUGGACCUGCUUACACCAUCAAGAACCUGAAUUUCGCCCAGACCCAUGUUAUUCCUGCACAAGGCCGUAAGUGGACGACUCCAAACAAUGACACAACUGUGCUCCAUUUGGUUGGUGAACGUGAUACUUUGGUGUUGGUUGAGUUUGAGGAUGUCAUUGAACCAACUUACAGACCACGUCUCCAAGUUUGGUUGCCAACCGCCAACAAUCAAUCAAUCUAUGAUCUCGCCACCACCAUCGACCUGAACCUGCCAUCAGAGCUACCACGCACUGAGUCCAACGGCACUAUGUUCGCCAACAACACAUACAGCGUUUGUCUUCCUGCCAAGUACGUCCUGCCACGCAUGCAAGUGUCGUUCAAGAACAACAACCACAACUCAACCGAGCUGGUCCCAGUGAAUGUUGGUUUCAGCUCCUACGCCAUCCUCUGGAACCUGCCAAUCUACUUCUUUGGCGCCAAUGAGACCAACUCUGAGAAGUUUGACGACGUCAAGUCUGAGGCCAAGAACGCAGGCUUCAUCUAUCAACAAUGGCCAGUCUCCAGACUGACUGUGGCCAACCAUCCAAUUGGCAAGAUUGAGUUCAAGACAUUUGUCCAACAUACCGAUGGUCAGUACGCCAAGAUCGUUCACAACCUUGAUGAGGUGCCCGACGGAGAUUCGUUCAAUGUGUUCCGCAGUACCUUGGGAAUCCUCAGUCGCAUGAUGGGCACCAAUGGUGAUGGUGAUCAGAACAAGGUGGUCUGGGCUCCAAUCAUGGCCCUCAACAGCAAGGGAAAGUAUGAAGGUUGUGGGGGUGGACUUGCAAGUCUAGGUGGCAAGCGAGGCACUGGUGAUGUGAGCAAUGGUGUCAUGAUCCAUGAGGUUGGUCAUGCACAAAACCUUCCGCAUGCUGGUGAAGCAUACAAUAAUGGCGCAUUCCCCUAUGUCAGGGGAAGUUUGAACGGUUCUGCUUGGGGCUUCAACAUGGACACCAACGAGUUCUUGUCCAUCUACAUCCCAUCUAAUUCAUCUGACUACAAGGGCUGCAACAGCUCGGCCAUUAUGGACAAUGGUAAAUGUGUCAGACAGGACCCAAUGCAAGGUGGCAGCGGUGACCAAUCCAAGGGAAACCCAUACACCAUGUAUGCCGAUUACAGUGUCGCCAGGAUCCAGAGGUUCUACGAGGGAUCCACCUCUGUCACCAAGGAUGGCGCCCACUCCAUCAGCGCUCUUUGGACCUGGGUGCCCGAGACCAAGUCCUACGUCAAAUGGGACAGCAUCGACUUGAAGACAGUGCCAUGUGUGAUUGCCAAUAGCAGUAACGGACUCUACGAACUGGACAGUGGUACUCCAAUGCUGCGCGAUGUGCCUGUGUACACAGUGAUCAUCCAGUACAUCAAUGGAGUCGGCUCAAAUUGCACCAACUGCAACAUCAUCUAUCCUCUGAUCAAGUGGACUGGCAACCUCAAUCGUCACAUCGAUCCAACCGACCCAGCCCAGAUCAAGCUGAUCACGCCAAACACUGGCGACCUUGCCUGGUUCUGCCAUUCAUCUGGUUGCGACUUCACCAUUCGUGUCACCUACAAGGACGGCUCCAAGUUUGUCAAGCUGUUGCAGACUGGAGUGAGGGAUUGGUUCUCACCAAAGGGUGAUGCACUCCCCGAGUAUACCGAUCCCAAGAACAAUGACAGUACUAUGUUAUUCAUCGAGAACAUUCCAGCCAAUGCACAACCAUCUCUCAUCGAGUUGCUCUGGACACCCUAUGGCUUCAACUCCACCACACCAGCCGAUGCCAAGGUCUGUGUCUCUCAAUCAUACUAA